Molecule: messenger RNA, 1913 nt
Organism: Manduca sexta (tobacco hornworm)
Lineage: Eukaryota; Metazoa; Arthropoda; Insecta; Lepidoptera; Sphingidae
Product: plasminogen activator inhibitor 1 RNA-binding protein
Cellular component (GO): cytoplasm; nucleus
Molecular function (GO): RNA binding
Source: RefSeq, a predicted model, not a curated record
AAUCUUUUCUCUAUUCCUUUCGUCAUAUGGCGUAGUAGUGUGUUCGUUUUGUCCGCCAUAUUAAAUGAAAUCAAUAAAAUAAGACAAAAUGUCGCCUUACUAAAGUGUGUGAAAAUAAUCCAAUAACAUCCAGUUCUAGUGUGAUUAAAUCAUCAAGAGGAUCACAAUGGAGAAUUCCUACGGUGUGGGAGUCGUGAACAGAUAUGCUCUUUUCUUGGACGAUGAGUCCGAUCCUCUUGAUGCGUUAAAAGCGCGUGAGCAGGCGAAAGAGCUCAAAAAGAAGACCAAAGAUGCCGAAAAAGAGAACAAAGGCAAACCUGAGGUGAAACCCGCCAAAGGCGGUACUGCUCCCGCCCGGAAGGGAAUCAAGGAGACUCAAAAUGUGAAGUCUCAGGACAUCAAGAGCGGCGAACAACUAAAGAGCAAGGGCCCAGCACGGCCGAAUGAGCGCAAUGCGGAACGCCCGCCGCCUCGCCGCCGUGAAGACCGGCCGCAGAACGGCACCGUGGAGAACAAGGAAGGGGUGCCGCGGCCUCCAAGACGUGAGUUUGGAGACCGUCGCCCCAACUUCGAGCGGCGCAACUUCAGCGACAAUCCCGAAGGUGCAGAGCGCCGGGGACCGAGACCGCCGCGUGAGCCUCGCGACGGACCGCGCGGGCCGCGGCCUCCCUAUGACAAUCGGGGCAAGCGCGAGUUCGACAGGAGAUCGGGAUCCGACAAGACCGGCGUGAAACCGGUCGACAAGCGCGAGGGCGCCGGCCCGCACAACUGGGGCACGCUCAAGGACGAGAUUGAUGAGUUUAACAAGACGGGCUCCGAGGGCGAGGCGACAGAAGAGAAGGCGCCAGAGGCUGGCGCCGGCGAUGGACAGCAGCCCGAGCCGGAGCGCGCCGCCCCCACCGAGGAGGAGCCGCGCGAGCUCACCCUCGACGAGUACAAGGCGCUGCGCAACGCACAGCGCACCCAGCCGCAGUACAACCUGCGCAAGGCCGGCGAGGGAGAGGACCUCAGCCAGUGGAAGAACUUGGUGAUGCUCGAGCGUAAGAAGGAGGGCGAGCGCGGCGAGGACGAGGACAGCGACGAGGAAUAUGACCUGUCGGACUAUCCGCAGCGUGUGGGCCCAAAACGCGUGCUCGGCAUUGAGUUCACGUUCAACGACCAGGCGCGGCGCGGCGGCCCAGGUGGACGCGGGCGCGGACGCGGUCGUGGUCGCGGCAGGGGCGCUCCGCCCCGCGAAGAGCCGCAGCCCGAGGAGCGUCCAGUGCUGCGCCAGACCACGGCGCCGCCUAAGGUGGACGACAGCAAGGACUUCCCCUCUCUCAGCUAGACUCGCAGUGAGCCUUCGCUCUUCUCCCUUUCGAAACUACGAUAGAGUUACAAAUUAAAUAUUGUACCGUUAUUUUUGAAGUAAAUAUACAAAAUAUUUACAUGAGCGUGUAUUAUAAUUACAUUGUGUUGUCAAUGUAGAUGUUGACAGUUUAUUCGUGAAUCGACUUGACUUAUUUGGGUUUAUGAUAGGGGGUUGACUUAUUGCGCUCAAGCACCGCCCGGUCGCAGUGGAGGGGGAGGAUAUUUUUAAGUUUUAAUUUUGAAUACACUGCUAAACAAAUAAUGCAUCUAGUUACAGUAGCUUUUAUUAUAUUGUAAUCACAGCUUUCAUUUAACUUGAGAAUUAAGAUUUUAAACUGCAGACUGUGACAUGCUAUAAUUAAAUAACUCCGUCACAACUUAGUAUAGUAAUUUGUGAAAAAAAUAACCCUUGUUGCAUUUUAUAACAAGAUGAGUUUGUGUUGACAAAUGCAGACUUCGGGAACUGUAAAUAGUAUAUGUUUAAAAGAUAAGGUUUUAAAAAUACAAGGUUGAUUUUUGUUGUUACACGAAUUUCUUGGAAAAUAAACAUUUUGUAUGUGUGA